Molecule: messenger RNA, 1689 nt
Organism: Pestalotiopsis fici W106-1
Lineage: Eukaryota; Fungi; Ascomycota; Sordariomycetes; Amphisphaeriales; Sporocadaceae
Exons: 2
Coding region: 1-1689 (562 amino acids)
Source: RefSeq, a predicted model, not a curated record
AUGCCAUACACAUACACAAAGCUAGCCACACCAACGACCAUCCGCCUAAUCCAGUUGAUGCCCGAGAAAGUCAACAAUGCCAUCGCAUGCAUCGUUCACACCCACGAGACAGAAAAGUCACAAGAGACGCACCAGGAAAUCCGCUACCGCGCCCUGUCAUAUCGCUGGGGUGACCCACAAGCAAACAGACAUGUCUUUUUGAAAGACGCCGACGAGACCGAAUGGCACCAGUACGCGGUCCACGAAAACUUGUGGGAGUUCAUCAACUAUGCGUGGCACCAGAAUCUUUUCGAAGACCGCUUCUGGACAGAUUACUUCUGCUUAGAUCAAAACUCCAACGAGGAGAUCGCUCAGCAAAUCCCCAGGAUGGGCGUCAUAUACGCCCAAGCCACAGAAACCGUAAUCUGGCUCGGGCUUUCGGAAAGCGAAGAAACUCACAUCCAACGUUUUAUUGGAAAAUGGGGCAGGCACUAUAGUGUUUAUUUCACCCCGCUCGAUAAUGAUACUGACCGAAAAACUGUUGAGACUGUCAAAGCUCUAUGGCGGAAUGAGUAUUGGGCACGUGUCUGGAUAAUCCAAGAAGUUGUUCUAGCCAAACAGCCAAACGAGCUACCGUCGGAGAAACCCGAGCGACGAUCAUUGUGGAUGUUGCUUAUAGACCAUGUUUCGAAGCUAUACCAGUGUGCGAAGCCAAAUGAUCGACUGUAUGAAUUGUUAGGACUAGUGCAGACGCCCCCUGACUUUGUCCAGAUCGACUACGAAAGGCCUUACGGCUACGUGAUUCUCGAUGCGGUAUUGGAGGCUGGAGCAGAUUGUCAUGAUGUAUGGGCUUUGGGCGUACUGGAUGCCAUGGACAAUGAUCAGGCCUUUAUGCCCACCAAGGAUUCCAAUGAACUCGAGGAGUAUAUUUACGACGAGAAGACAUUGCCGCGACAGAAAGAGUUGGCGAAUCUUGCUUUACAAGCCUAUGACGCCAUGAGUUUCAUAACAGUCCUCUACACAGAUCCUUCCCAACAAAUGAGGUCCCUCAAGUUUGGCGACUUAUCCGGUAACGAGGGUCUAUACCUAGAGCAAGGGGCGAUCUUGCUUGGCCUCAGUCUAGGACUUGGAGGCAGUCAAAACUGGGCAAGUCUAUUGUUUGAAGAUUGGACAACACGUCGCCAACCUAGACUACAGACGCAGUCAUGGAAGUCCCCUUGGCGAUGCAAGAUACACUAUAAGGAAUUCCAGGUACGCUUCAUUGAUGAGCGUAUGAAAAGCUACAUUCGGAGGCAUCAAGGCGCACCAUCCCUCCCGGAUUACAUGCAGCAGUACAAUCGAGAAUAUAUUCGAGUUUAUGGAGAAUAUCCUCCUACCACUGCAUACAUGAAACGGUAUAAGCAAGAGUAUGCACGGUACUUUGAUGAAGAGUUGUCAACUAAAAAGUAUAUGGAAGAACAUAGCCAGUGGUUUCACCAGAGACCGAGACUUUCUAAGGAUGCUCAAGAGUCUACAGAAGUUUGGGAGGAUUCGCCGGAGUUCGGGGACGAUGCAUUCGUCCGUGAUAUGGUUAAUGGAUGUGCUCAAGCUAAUGAACACUGCGAUGGAUCAGAAAUGGUCCUCGCAAUACCUCGGCACUGGUUUCGCAUGAUCAUUACCGAUGGGGAUCAUGUGCGGUAUGAGUUUUUCUGUAAAAAGGGCUGUGCAUAA